AUGGCUGCGCCGGGAGAGCUGGACCAAGACACGGUGCUCCGGUUCCUGGCAGAGCGCGGAGGCCGGGCUCGCAACGCCGACCUGUUGGACCAUUUCCGUGGCUUCCUCAACUCGCCGGACCCCGAGAGCCGCGCCCGGGCCCGCGACCACUUUAAGGAGCUGGUCAACGCCGUAGCCACGGUGCGGCAGGAACCCGGCUCCGGCACCAAGUAUGUGCAGUUGCGCAAGAAAUAUCGCGGCGGUCGGAAAGGCGAAUUGGCGGCGGCGGCCGAGAAUGACUCCGGGGCUGUCGGGCACCCCGAGGACACGCCGCAAGGAGCGGCCCGCGAGGAGGAAGCCGGCGCCGAACCGCUGAAGGGAGAGAAGGGGGCGAGAGGGGAUCCCUCUGCCCCUUCUGGAGAGCUGCCGCCGGAGAAGAGCGGCGGCGACGACGCCUUGGAAGCACCGCCGGAGACGCUUUCAACCCGAAUCCCCCAGGCACCUCUGGCGAGCCCAGAGAGCCCGGGAGAAGGAGGAGGAGGAGGCGGCGGCAGCCGGGUGGAACAGCAGAGCAGCCCGCGGCGCCUGGAGGCGGUGCCGAUGCCCUCGGGCGAUGCUGAGCCUGAGGAGAAACCCGGCGGGGACGCCGUUGAGGCCCUGCUCGAAGAAGACUCGCCGCCCUCCACUAGCCCGGCGGGCGGAGCCUCUACCGGCGCCAACACACCCAGGUGUGGGCACAAGGUCUUCCGGGAGCGGAUGGUGGGCAGUUCCCCUCAGCAGAAGCGCGGGGGGCUCCUGCACCGCGGCGGCAGCGGAGGAAGCCGCGGCGGGGAUUCGGACAGCGCCUCCCUGGCCUCUUCGUCGGCCGAGGACGAGGGUGGCAGCAGCGGGGGCUCGGUGGCCUUGGACCCGCUGGAGCACGCCUGGAUGCUGUGCGCUUCGGACGGGCGCUGGGAAAGCCUGGAGAGCUUGCUCAGCUGCGAGCCGGCGCUGUUUCCCAAGCGCGAUUUCAUCACGGGCUUCACGUGCCUCCACUGGGCGGCCAAGCUGGGCCAUCCCGAACUGCUGGCCCGGCUGGUCAACUUCGCCCACCGGCAGUGCCUGCCCAUCAACAUUAACGCGCGCACUAGCGGCGGCUACACCGCGCUGCACCUGGCCGCCAUGCACGGCCACUUGGAAGUGGUGAAGCUGCUGGUGGGCGCCUACGACGCCGACGUUGAUAUCCGGGAUUACAGCGGCCGCAAGGCCUCCCACUACCUGAGCCAGGGCACCGCCGAAGAGGUACGCAGCCUGGUCGGGGUUCUGCAGGAUGAGGUCGACAGCGGGGCAUCGAAUGGCAGCAGCCGCUGGAGGCUUUCCAGGGUGCUCCCCUCUAACCUCAUUACUUACAAGCUUUCCCACCAUCACCAUCAUCACGGGGAUGAAAGGGAAUCGGGAGACGGCUCUGCAGCACCCAACAAGAGCAAAGAGCUCAGUAGGAAAACCUCCGGCAGUGGUAGGAUAAAACCCCGACUCAACAAAAUCCGAUUCCAUACUCAAAUCAUCCAUACUACCCCUUCUUUCAGGGGGGAUGCAGAAGAGGAGGAGGAGGAAGAAAAGUCCCUGAAAGCCUCCUCCAAGCUCAGACCUAAAUCCAACAUAUUUGGUUAAAAGGACAAAUGUGUCCUUUGUUAUGAUGGGUUUAAAAUCAACCCUAAAGGCAUACCUUUAGUGUCUAAGCAGGCUUAAAUAGAAUUAAGUAUUUUGGUUGGGAAGUUUUUAGGUUAGCUAUAUUUUAGAGCUUCAUAAUUCAGUGAUUAAUGGAACCAAAGCUUAAAACUUUAAAAAAAAAUAAACUUGGUUUUUAAAAAAGUAAUGAUCAAGUUUUAUAUUGACCACAUAGUAAGAUCUGUUUCUCCAGUGUAGAUAAUAUCUAUUGAAACAUUAAAUGUGUGGCCUCCAUCAAAAUUAACUCAUAUGAUAGAGGUUUGCAAGGUAGAAAAUCAGUCCAUUUGCUUAUUAAAAUUCAUCACCCGUAGAAAUCUAUGUUGGGGAAAAGAUAACACUUUCAUAUUUCUUCAUGAUUUUUACUUUUGUUGAAGUAUUCAACAUACUUACUUUUUAAAAAGCCAAAUGAAAUAUUGUCUACGCAUUUGCAGAGAAGGAAUUUAGGAUUUGCAGCAAUUGAUGAAUAGGCAAGUGUGAUUGUCUUGCUGAUUGACAUGCAAGGCAAUUUCCAGGAUUACCCUAGUCAGGUGAACCAGGUGAUUAAAGCUGCUUAGGGGGUAUAUGUGGAAGAAGAAAUGGCAUUUGGGGACAGUUAACCAUUCUUGCUGUCCUUUCCAAGCGUUCUCUGUCACCUCUCAUGCACAUUAGCAUGGCAGGGCAACCUGUGUUGCCAUGCCUUUUUUUGCGAGAAUAGACAUGAAUUAAGAUGCAUAUUUCAGGACAUUCAUAUAAAAUGUUAUGUGACAACUGGUGUAGGCUGUAUUAGUUAUCCAGAAUCUGUAAACUUGAUGGGAAUUGUGCCAUUGACUUUUAGAAUACCCAUUGCACCUAAUUUAUAAAGUUUUCUAAUGGUACUUCUGAGCUCUGACCUUUGACUAUGGUUUAUUUACCAAGUGCAAUACCUUUGGGAAUGUGGUACUAACAGAUAAAGUCAACUUGGUUUUGUUGUGAGACAAGACAUUGAUCAACUUUUGUCCUA
This is a messenger RNA of Thamnophis sirtalis, 2665 nucleotides long. RefSeq names its product sosondowah ankyrin repeat domain family member C (gene SOWAHC). NCBI's taxonomy places the organism in Eukaryota, Metazoa, Chordata, Lepidosauria, Squamata, Natricidae. Gene Ontology annotation, molecular function: protein binding. The record is from RefSeq and is a predicted model, not a curated record.